Galeopterus variegatus (Sunda flying lemur) is the source of this 1617-nucleotide messenger RNA. It is a transcript of the gene CCDC9B, whose product is annotated as chromosome unknown open reading frame, human C15orf52. The transcript has 11 exons. Lineage: Eukaryota; Metazoa; Chordata; Mammalia; Dermoptera; Cynocephalidae. The record is from RefSeq and is a predicted model, not a curated record.
AUGAUCUCGUGUGCUGAGUAGCGAAGCCGACAGGGAGAGGCCGGCAGAGGCCCGGCUCCGGUGGCUCCGGCUUCCCUCCUGCUCUGGCUCCCCCAGGGCUGCUCUGGAAUUCUCUCAGUGCCCGCUGUUGCCAUGCACUCGGCUGGGCCUCACAGAGCCGAGUCCCUGAUGAGCAGGCAGGAGAAGGAUGCAGAGCUGGAUCGGAGGAUAGUUGCCCUGCGCAAGAAGAACCAGGCCUUACUACGCAGGUACCAGGAGAUCCAGGAAGACCGUCGGCAAGCAGAGCAGGGGGGCAUGGCUGUGACCAUGCCAGGGCUCCUCCAAUCCGAUGGCCUCACUGUCACCAUCAGCCAAAUUCCUGGUGAGAAGCGGGUAGUCAGCAGGAGCUGGGCAAGGAGCACCCUUGGACCUGAAGCUGCCAGUGAGAUGCUUGAGGAUGAGCACUGCACGGGUACUUUCUGCUUGGGGGAGCGGGUGGAACUGGCGGUGACCAUGGAAAACAAAGCCAAGGCCAAACGGAUCGUAAGUGAAAAGCCCACCAGAGUAAGGAACCAGGGGGCAGAUAGGUCACCUGGAGGGGGCGUGGGCCGGAGCCCCCCCGUGCAGAUGGCCAUCAGCUUGGAUUCUUCACGGAAGGGUGCUCAGGAACCCCGGAGUCCAGGUGUGGUCCCAGGCCCAGCUCCCCAACAGCCAGUGGGGGAGCCCCCGGAGGUGGGCUGGGACUACGUCCAGUGGAAGCAGGAGCGGGAGCAGAUUGACCUGGCCCGCCUUGCUCGGCACAGAGAUGCGCAGGGUGACUGGCGCCGCCCGUGGGACCUGGACAAGGCCAAGCCCACGCUACAGGACUGCAGCAAGCGUCAGGAAGAGGGCCCAGGCAGGGGGGGCAGCAGAAAGGGUCCCAGGGGCCACUGGAAGCUACAGCCCCCACCAUUGCCUCCUGAUGGAAAAGGUCGGGGUGGGCAACCCUGCAGAACCUCAGUGGCAAUGGCCACAGGCAGCAAAGCCCGAGGGAAGGAGAGGCUGACUGGCAGGGCCCGAAGGUGGGAUAUGAAAGAAGACAAGGAGGAACUGGACAGUCAGCAGGGAAGCCAGAGCACCAGGACGACUCCCAGUGAGGAGGAACACACACAGAAGCAGAGCGGGGUGGGGCCGGGCAGACUGGGGAGUGCCCCGGCAAUCAGCCCAGUCCCCCGAGAGGAGACAAAAGGGGAGUCAGGAGCCUCAGCAGCCAGUCCGGCCCCUGACUCUCCACAGAAGACUGACUUGGCUCCCCUUGACCUCUCUCUAGGAGGGGUGAGCAGACCUGGGCCUGGGGAGAGCACAUGUGUACUUAGUCCUAGGCCUGGGGCCCUGGAGAGCCCUGGGUCCUGGCCAGAUGGUUCCGAGCAGUCCCCCAGAUGGAACAACCACGAGGCUAAGCUGGAAAUCCAGACUUGCUCUGAGCCACAGAGAGGAUCAGGGGCCCUAGAUCCCAGAGAGAACAGGUCUGGCAAGGCUGGGGCCCAGAAGGGCCUGGCACCGAGAAGCAGGCCCCCCAGAGGAACCAGCCUAAGGGCAAGAGGCACAGGCGGUAUGAGGAGCAGGACAGGGGGUCCUGGCCCUGCAGGAAGAUGCUGA